Molecule: messenger RNA, 6406 nt
Organism: Mus musculus (house mouse)
Lineage: Eukaryota; Metazoa; Chordata; Mammalia; Rodentia; Muridae
Gene: Micu3
Product: mitochondrial calcium uptake family, member 3
Exons: 14
Coding region: 699-2231 (510 amino acids)
Biological process (GO): calcium import into the mitochondrion; mitochondrial calcium ion transmembrane transport; cellular response to calcium ion
Cellular component (GO): mitochondrial inner membrane; mitochondrial intermembrane space
Molecular function (GO): calcium ion binding; protein heterodimerization activity; calcium ion sensor activity
Source: RefSeq, a predicted model, not a curated record
GCACACUGCACUUCUCAGUUACAUUUAUACCAUCAGUCACCCACACACACAAUUGAGUCAUAAGAAUGAUGAAAACCCGUUGUUUCACAUAUUUGACGGUUUUAUUGAACUGAGUAAUGUCACAUACACAUACUAGUAGUUCCUAAAAAAUAUUAACACUAACUAUAAAUCAUUAGCCUGUCCUUGCCCAAAGUCCAGAAGCCAGCCUUAUGGAGUCCAAAAAUAUUCAUUCAGAACUGCAGACUUUAUGAUUGAAGCAACGGUCUGCACGCAACCACAAAGCGCUCGGAGCAUCAGAGAAUUCGGCACCGAGCAGGGCACCCAGAGCAGCGCGGCCUGUCUUGGAGGGGCGCCGGGUCACCCCGCAGCUCGGCUCCUGGAGUUCCGCCUCCCAGCGGUUCCCCAGGGUUGGGGGUCCCUUGCCCACAGCCGUGGUUACGGGCGCCGUCCUCUACCACGGCGUGGCUGGGCUGAGGAAGCAGGAAGGAGAACAGCCUGGACUUGGGAAGCUUUGGAGCUUCUCUCGCCCGUGCGCUGCAUCCCACGGCGACUCUCGGGGAAGCACCGCCCGGGCUACGGAGGACCGCGGGUCCGCUCCGAGCUCCAGCACCGCGCCGACUUCUCGCGAGAUUUCGGCCCGCCCCUCCCGCCCCCCUCCGUCCCCUCGGCUCGGCUCGGCCCGGCCCGCAGCUCCCGCUAUGGCUGCGCUGCGGAGGUUCCUGUGGCCGCCGCCUCGGCUGUCGCCGGCGCUCGCCCCUCAGCAGCCCUUCCUCUCACCGUGGGGGCGGCCUGCGGGGACGGCUCCCGGGAUGUCGGGCCGGCCCUUCUCCUGCCGGGAGGAGGACGAGGGGGCCGUCGCGGAGGCGGCGUGGCGGCGGCGACGCUGGGGCGAGCUGAGCAUCGCGGCGGCGGCUGGCGGGGGGCUGGUCGGCCUUGUGUGCUACCAGCUGUAUGGGGACCCCAGAGCCGACCCCUCGGAGCUAGCGGCCCCGGAACUCGAGGACCCGCCCCGCGGCAGGGGGCUGCUGCCCAUCCCGGUGGCUGCUGCCAAGGAGACGGUUGCUACUGGCAGAGCCAUUACUGAAGACUUGGACCUCUAUGCUACAUCUCGAGAGAGACGGUUUCGUUUAUUUGCAUCUAUAGAAUGUGAAGGACAGUUAUUCAUGACUCCAUAUGAUUUUAUUCUGGCUGUUACAACAGAUGAGCCCAAAUUUGCUAAAACGUGGAAGUCACUUUCUAAACAGGAAUUAAGUCAGAUGCUCUCAGAAACUCCACCAGUUUGGAAGGGAUCAUCAAAGCUUUUUCGAAAUCUUAAAGAAAGAGGUGUGAUUUCUUACACAGAAUAUCUUUUUCUUUUAUGUAUUUUAACAAAGCCCCAUGCAGGUUUUAGAAUAGCUUUCAACAUGUUUGACACUGACGGAAAUGAGAUGGUGGAUAAAAAAGAAUUUUUGGUGCUUCAGGAGAUAUUCAGGAAAAAAAAUGAAAAGAGAGAAACUAAAGGAGAUGAAGAAAAACGUGCCAUGCUGGUACUUAAAACAGAUGCUGGGGAACUUGUCUCCAGAAGCUACUGGGAUACCCUGAGACGUAGCACAAGCCAGGCGCUCUUCUCAGACCUCGCAGAGCGUGCUGAUGACAUCACAAGCUUAGUAGCAGAUACUACACUUCUGGUACACUUUUUUGGAAAAAAAGGAAAAGCUGAGCUCAACUUUGAAGAUUUUUAUAGAUUUAUGGACAAUCUACAAACAGAAGUUCUAGAAAUAGAAUUUCUUUCCUACUCUAAUGGAAUGAAUACUAUCAGUGAAGAAGAUUUUGCCCAUAUUCUCCUGCGGUAUACUAAUGUGGAAAAUACAUCAGUAUUUUUAGAAAAUGUGCGCUACAGUAUAUCUGAAGAAAAGGGCAUCACAUUUGAUGAGUUCAGGUCAUUCUUCCAGUUUCUGAACAACUUAGAAGACUUUGCAAUAGCUCUCAACAUGUAUAACUUUGCAAGCCGCUCUAUAGGACAAGAUGAAUUUAAACGUGCUGUAUACGUAGCUACUGGACUGAAACUUUCACCACAUUUGGUGAACACUGUCUUCAAGAUUUUUGAUGUUGACAAAGAUGACCAAUUAAGUUAUAAAGAAUUUAUUGGAAUUAUGAAAGACAGACUCCAUAGAGGGUUCCGGGGUUAUAAAACAGUCCAGAAGUAUCCGACCUUCAAAUCCUGCCUGAAAAAGGAACUUCACAGCAGAUAAAUCGUCCUAAACAAGAAUUGAAGGAUUAUGUCCUAUGUGACCAGGCAAGGAGCAAGAUUUUGAGUGGAUCCAAAUGUAAGGUCAGAGCACGCAGAAAAUGAAGGGAACGUGAAAUGCUAUGAAAUUUACAUUUUUUUCCUUGAAUGGAGUUUGUCAGCGUCCAACAGGAAAACUGCAUCUUCUAAUUACAAGCAUUAGCUGGCGUUGAGCCUGGGCACCACCAGAGAAAACUUGCUGCAAACACUAAAUCAGCCGAGCUUUCAGAGCAGUGACCGGCUGCUCUGAACUUCUUCAUUCCCUACACCUCGGUAGUCCCAAUGACUGUCUAGUCUCAUAUUUAGAUUAUUUAUUUAUUAGAAAUGUCCUUUAUUUCAGAAUAAUUUAUGAAUGAUAGAAUAUAGAUGGAAACACAUUUUCUUCAGGUUUGCACUGUGAGCGUGUUUUCAUACAGUGAAUAUUGCUUCAGAUUUGUCCUGGGCCCUUAAAUUGUUAGUCUCUGUUAUUUAUCUUGUAUUUAAUUAUACUGAAGAAAUUUCAGAAAACAAGUGAAAAUUUACUAAGCAAUAGGAUGGUUUACAUUGUACUUUCAACUUUUAAAAGUACUUAUGUAAUAUAUGUUGUUGGAUUUAUGUAAAUUUUUGUUUGUUUUUGCUGUUCUUUGUGUUUUGUUUUUGUACCAAAGCCAACAGAGAUUCAGUUAUUUUAUUUUAACAGAAAAUUAGAAUUUUUUUUUUUUUUUUUUUUUUUUUACGAAAACACAGCAGUCAUGUACUGAUGUUAGUAACCACCACCCUGGGAUUUCUAGUCGCAGGUGUGACAUAUGGAACUAAGAACUGUAACAUGGGCUAUUUAAUAUAUGUCUAUAGCGUCAGAACUAAUGUAAAUGGCCUAGAAGGUUGAUGUAUAUUUAUUUAAUAGAUAGGAGAUAAUGUUUUGUUUCUUGAAAAAAAGGACCACGUUCAAAAUUGAUCCAAUCAGUCAGUAGUGAUGAAUCAUUGGUAUGUAAUCCAUUACAUCAAAAUAAUGUGUCUUAAAAGAGAAAAUAAAACUUUCUCUUGAAAACCCCACUUGAGAGACUGGCCAGCAUGGGUCACCUCAAAGUCUGCCUGGCUGUUGUGCAAACUCAAGCCAUCUUGGCAACUUAGAAGAACCCUGCCAAAGAUAAAAACCACUGGGAAAGUACGUAGCUUAGUGCAGAGGGUUUGCCUGCCGUGCAUGAGGCCUUAGGUUUAAUUCCCAACUCUGAAAAAGAAAGGGAAGGCAAGAGAGGGGAAGGGAAGGGAAAGAAAGAAGUAGAAAAAGAAAAAGAGGAAUCCUAGAUUUUUAUGUUGAAAAAUAAUUUUAGAAUAUUUAAUAGAACUUUGGCUACCUGAUAAAAUUGGUUUAUACAAAGGUACUAUAAAAUACUGCAAUGAGUUUAAUACAUCUAUGUAUUGCAUGUCAAAAGAUUAAUAGAUUCGUUUAUCUUCUUUUGUAAGAAGCACGUAGUACACACUGCAUACACUCCAACCAUUACUUUGCUUUUGCAUAGGAAAAUAGGAAACACUGGCUUUAAGUUAUUGAAUGUGAAAUUGAUCUGUAUCAGCCUAUUUGUAAACUGUUAUUUUGGUGUUAUUAUUAUUGAUUAUGUUUUCUAGACCUUUCCACAUUGUUCAUCUGAUAUUAUUUAUUGCACCAAUAAAGAAAUAGAAAUGUGCAAAUGCAGCCGAGUUAUACUUACCCAAUUUCACCUGCUUUGAAACUUUUGUCAUCGAUGGCUAGAGAGAGAUAGCUACCUACACAUUUAUCAUGUCUUAGGCCUAGAUUGUUCUUGGUGUGUAGAAUAAUUGAAAAAAUACAAAUUAAUCUUUGUCCACUACUUAUAUUAUCGCACAUACAUGGAAACAAGGUUUCCAUUGUUAAUAUGGAUUAAAAAUUAAAUAACCUAUUUAAAGAUCCAUUAUAAAUAUGUCAGUGUCCCAAGAAAAUAGCAUAAUAUAGUCACACUAGUCCUUUUUUUUUCUUUUUGUAUUUGAUUUAUUUAUUUAUUUUUAAAUUAGAUAUUUUCUUUAUUUAUUACCAGGAGACUAAUCACACUAGUCCUUAUUGCUUUAUUGUGAAUGGGUUUGUUUAUAAGGUGGCAAGAUAAUGUAAAAAUGAGAGUAAAUAAGAUACGCUGACGAGUUAAUAUGGUGAGAGAACAGUGAACGACUGUGGCUUCCCUCAUGUCACUUGUAACCCUUUCUGCCGAUACAGUGGGGCAGAGAUAACUCACUGGCGCUGGCUACGUCACCUGAAAUGGGUUUGAAUGUUUGCAAAUAACACUGAUAGAGCUGACUCCUGAGAGGCUCUCCUAGAUCCUGAAAAACACAGAGUCGGAUGCUCGCAGCCAACCAUUGAACUAAGCACGGGGUCCCCAGUGGAGGAGUUGGAGAAAGGACUGAAGGAGCUGAAGGGUCUGCAGCCCCAUAGGAAGAACAAUAAUAUCAACCAACCAGUACCCCUAGAGCUCCCAGGGACUAAACCACCAAGCAAUGAGUACACAUGGGGGGGCCCAUGGUUCCAGCUGCAUAUGGAGCAGAGGAUGGCCUUGUCAGGCAUCAAUGGGAGGAGAGGCCCUUGGUCCUGUGAAGGCUCAGUGCCCCAGUGUAUGGGAAUGCCAGGACAGGGAGGUGUAGGGGGGUGGGCGGGGGAGUACCCUCAUAGAAGCAGGGGGAAGGGAAUGAAAUAGAGGGAUUCUAGAGGGGAAAUUGGGAAAGGGGAUAAUAUUUGAAAUGUAAAUAAAUAAAAUAUCCAAAAAAAAGUUACUAUGAAAUUCAUCUUUCAAGGAUAAUUUUGUCCACUUAGUGAAGGACAAGAAGUUAGUAGAAAAAAAAACAAAAACAAAAGACAAAACAAAAAAAAAAAAAGCAAGCACAUGGAAUAGGAAUCUGAAUGGGGAGAGAUUUUUUUUAAUUGAGACUAAGUAAUAGGAAGAAUAAUUUUAAAUGCAUGUACAUAAAGGUAAGAUGAUACUGUGUGUUUUCCUGUGAGUUCCAGAUGGCAGACAUGGUUUUAAUGAGAAUGUGGUGUGGUUUGCUGUCCUUCGCCAGUGCUGGGGAAGCUUGUCUGAAUAACACAAAAUUGUUACCUCAGCCUUUAUCUCUGGAUCACAGUAUCCUGUUGUAUAUUCUUAUAAUUUAUAAUUUUAAUAUGCCCGUAAGUUCAGUGAAAUGGUAUGUAAUGGAAAAAGUAGCAAACUCAUUUAUGGUGUUGAUGUGAAAUUACCUACAAGACAUUUAUAUGAGAACACUGUAGGGUUUAAAAUGUCUACUGAGCUACAGUUGUACUCCAAAUAUAUUUUAAUUACCUAGUACUGCAUUGCAAUUGAAUUCAUUAUUCAGUGCUUCUCAACCUGUGAAUUGUGACCCCUUUGAGUUUUGAAAAACCCUUUCACAGGGGUGGCCUAAGACCAUUGAAAACACAUACAUUUACAUUAUGAUCCAUAACAGUAGCAGAAUUACAAUUAUGAAGUAACAACAAAAGUAAUUUUGUGGUUAGGGGGUCACCACAGCAUAAGGAACUGUGUUAAAAGGUUGCAACAUUAGGAAGGCUGAGAACCACUGCACUAUAUGUGUAUACUUUAAAAGGCAAAGAGCUAUAAAGUUUCAUUUUUAGUCAAAAUUAAUAACUUUCUCCAUUUCAAUUUGCUAAAAUGUUCAUAUAUCUAAUUUACCUGUCACUAAUUCGUUAAGAUUCAUCUCUAAAACUGUGCAUUGUUAAUGAAUUUGAACACAUCUGACUGUACUAAAGCCCUUUAUUAUUCUGAAAAAUCCCUGCAGAUGGUUUUCAUCUCACUGACCCAUCAUCACUCGUGGCCCCACUCCCUGGAAUAGAGAUGGCGUUCUGGGGCCUCCAUCCCCAGCACAGCCUCUGUACCUUUCUCUUUCUGGAGUGAGAGUGCCCUGUAGCCCCUGAAGGAAGUUGCAUAGUGAGUGAAUUAUUUAGCUCUGUGCCUUGAACGGUUGGGCAAUAGUCCACGCAGAGACAGCUCUGCCUCCAAAUUGUGAAAGCAUUGUCCCAUUGCGUUCUCAACAAGUUUGAUGUCAUUAUGAGGCCUCACUGUUUUCCUUCCCUCCUGGAAGCUGCUGUCUUUGCUAAUUCUGGUUCUGUAAGGUUUCUCCUUGCUGUGCCUCAAUACAGGUUUUGUAUCCAUU